AUUUGUAGCCACUCCAACUUCAAUCUUCCAUAACUUCGUCAGGCAUCUAAAAUGACGAACCGAAUCCCGGAACCCGCGUACCCUGCCAAAGACGUCUCAAUUUUGUACGGAGAUAAAGAGCUGUAUGCAAGGAUCGGCAAGGUUGCUGAGCAAGACGGUGGGAAGGAACUAGUUGAGAGCUUUGAGAUUCCGAUUAGGAGUGGAAAGGCUUGGGUUGUUAAAAAAGGUCAACUAUGCAGGCUCUCCACUCCCCACGGCCCUCAAGUCGGAGACUUAAACAUCUUCUCUCUCCACAAUCCACGGGAACGUUUCUGGGCUGCACGAACGAGGCAAUUGCACGCCUCACAUGUCUCGGUCGGUGAUAGACUAUGGUCGAAUUUACCAUAUCUCAGACCUUUAGUAACGAUCGUGGAGGAUAGUUUGAGAGAUUAUGGGGUUGAUGAGGUAGGGGGACGAUGUCAUGAUUUGCUCGGGACUAGAUGUGAUCCUUAUGUCAACAAGCUGCUCAGUGGAGAUGACUUUGAUUAUCAAUGUCAUUCCAACCUCGUACGGGCUGUGUUACCUUAUGGUCUCACUGAAGCGGAUAUUCAUGACGUUCUGAAUGUGUUUCAAGUCACUGGAUUAAACCAGGAUGGGAAAUAUUUCAUGGCGGCCUCUCCUUCGAAGCCGGGUGAUUACUUCACUUUAUUUGCUGAAACCGACUUAUUGUGCGCUAUGUCCACUUGUCCUGGUGGUGAUCUCUCUGUGCAUGGCUGGGGCGAGAAUUCAGCCCAGAGAAUGCUGGAUACGUGCAGGCCGCUGCACGUAUCCGUGUAUGAGAUUUCGAAUAAGGACGAGAUCUUGAAGGGGUGGAAGGAGAGCGAACGGCCUGGGUAUAAAGGGAUGCAUGGUUUGAAACUACCAGUAUUUGGGCAAUGAGAUGCUGUCAGCCUUUUUGGAAGAUCAUUCCCCAACCCUCAAGUUCUUUGGCAUGAACCCCACACUCUCUAAGCAUAUCCCAAACAACAGUCGUCACCGUAUCGAAGAGUGGAACUCCGUACUUUUUCUCCCAAAACUCAACCCGUUGUGCCGCAACAAGGUUAGUGCAAAACGUAGUCACAGCAUCCACUCCCCC
Hyaloscypha bicolor E is the source of this 1114-nucleotide messenger RNA. RefSeq lists its product as uncharacterized. Bases 52 to 918 code for a protein of 288 amino acids. Lineage: Eukaryota; Fungi; Ascomycota; Leotiomycetes; Helotiales; Hyaloscyphaceae. The record is from RefSeq and is a predicted model, not a curated record. The transcript has 5 exons.